GGAGGUUUAAAUCGUCCCGCUUGAGAGUCGAGAGUGUGAUACUGCUGCUGCUGCUGCUGCUUUUGCAAAGUUGGGGAUACUCAAACGUUUUAAAAUGUCACUGGAAAGACCACUUCAGGAGCUUCCUAGCUUGAGCGAGAAUCUGGAGAGCUCCCUGCUCGGCUCACAGAGAAGUAAACGGCCGAAACGACCCCACGCGGCAUGCCUCGAUGCUGAAAAUACUCCGCAGGAACUCAUUCAGAACUGGUCACCACCGCACAAACACCAGCGGGUUGCAGACAAGGGGAAGGAGAACGAAGAAAAUGUGUUUAUUUUGGCGAGGCGACCCAGGAAGCGGAGAGAUUCUCUAGGUGUUUGCUGGGACCAUCUGCCUGACGAGCUGCUCCUGCGGAUCCUGUCCUGCCUGUCGCUACGCGAUCUGCUCCGGACCUCCAGGGUUUGCAAGCGCUGGCACCAGCUCUCGUUUGAUGAGUCCCUCUGGCAGAGCGUGGAUCUGGAGGGAAAAGUCCGACUCGGCAACGCUCUCGGCCAGGUGCUGUCUGCUGGCACCCAGAGACUACGAUGCCCACACACUUCUAUUGGAGAACCGGGCUUUACCCAUAAAGAGCCACUGCGAGUUCAGCACAUGGACCUGUCUGGCUGCACCGUCUCAGCUGACGUCGUUUAUGACAUCAUUUCCCGCUGCGCACAGCUACAGAACCUCAGUCUGGAGGGGCUGGCUCUCUCGGACGGCAUUUUACAGUCUCUGGCGCAGAAUCCACAGCUGGUGCGGCUCAACUUGAGUGGAUGUUCAGGAUUCUCCUCUGCAACUCUGGCCCAGAUGCUGCAGUCCUGCACACGGCUGACGGAGCUGAACGUGUCCUGGUGUGACUUCAGCAACGAGCACGUGAAGGCCGUAGUGAGCAACGUCACUCCAUCCGUCUCCCAGCUCAACAUCAGUGGCUACCGGCAGAACCUCACCAUGGAGGACUUGAGGUGCCUGGUGGAGAGAUGCCCCAGUAUUGUCCACCUGGACCUCAGUGACAGUGUGCUGGUCACCAUCGACAGUUUCCCCAUCCUGCAGCAGCUGUCGUCCCUCAGACACCUCGGCCUGAGCCGCUGCUACCAGAUCCACCCGGCCGCCCUGCUGGAGUUUGAGCGGUUUGCGGAGCUGCAGACGCUGGAGGUGUUUGGGCUGGUGCAGGACGCUCACCUGCCGGCGCUGAUGAAGGAGCUGCCCAACCUGCGCCUGAACUCCCAGCGCUUCACCCCCAUCGCCCGGCCGACGCCCUCCGGCCGCGGCACCAGCGGCACCAGCGGCACCGGCACCAGCGCGGCCAUGUGGGGUCUCCCCUGCUCUCUGGUCUACCGGCUAUAGUACAUCCAGGUCAAAGGUGACAAGAGUGGGAGUGACAAAUGGACCAAAACCUUCACGUAACUAGCUAUGGUUCCAGCAAAGACUGAAAAGGGAUUUUUUUUUUUUUUUUUUUUUUUUUUUUGUGGUUUUAUCAAUGGUACAAAUGUUUCAAUUGCAUAGCUGUCGUUCAGGCUCAAUUGUAGAGUCGGCAGGUAGAGUUUCCUUUCACACCAGCUUUACAUUGACUUAACCAUGCCUAAUUUUUACCCCAUGUAGAUUUGUUUCAAUGGAUAUGUUCAAAAUAUCCCAAGAUUUUACCUUAUCAUUGUUACCAUGGAAAAGACUAUUACACAUUUUUAGUGGGCACAUCCUGACUGGCGUUUUAGAAUCCGUAUCUGCUGGAGCCCUGAUGUAUACGACAAUCGCAAGAAUCAGAAUCCGUGUGCUGGUGAACGCGCGCUCGUGUUUCAGUGUGCUGGUCAACAUGCGCUCGUGUUUCAAGCGGCCUUUUCUAGCGUCGAACUCUGCUGCUGCUCGUGCUACCCAGACCAGCAUUACGCGUAAAAACUACCCAGCACACACACGUAACAACUACCCAACACAUACACACACGCGUAACAACUACCCAGGUACUAUUACACGUAAAAACACACAGGGAAGUAUUAUGUGUAACAUCUGCCUAGGGAAGUAUUAGAAGAGCUUGAGUGUUAAGGGAAGUAUUAAGAGCUUAAGCGUGCAACUACCCAGGGAUGUAUUAAGCUUUUAAAUAAUUAAAAAAAAAACCUCAUCCUGAUGUGAGGCGCCAUUUGUUCUAAAGAUGGCCAAAAGAAAUGUGCGGUGUGCAGUCGGACAGCACAGUGUGAUGAUGUGGAGUUGUAAUAGAAUGUGAUUUCAACGUACCUGGCUGAUGAGAUAUGUUCACUUGAUAAAUUAACCUCUGAACAGGACCUUGUGCUAGAGUUACAUUGGAGGUGAUUGUUAGAAAUAUUUUUGUAAAAAUGGAUUGCAUUCAUGAAGUUGUUCAUGUUUUGAUGUAAAUAAAUGUUUUUCUACUUAC
Molecule: messenger RNA, 2393 nt
Organism: Sardina pilchardus (European sardine)
Lineage: Eukaryota; Metazoa; Chordata; Actinopteri; Clupeiformes; Clupeidae
Gene: skp2
Product: S-phase kinase-associated protein 2, E3 ubiquitin protein ligase
Exons: 11
Coding region: 95-1357 (420 amino acids)
Biological process (GO): G2/M transition of mitotic cell cycle; SCF-dependent proteasomal ubiquitin-dependent protein catabolic process; regulation of cell cycle
Cellular component (GO): SCF ubiquitin ligase complex; cytosol; nucleus
Molecular function (GO): protein binding
Source: RefSeq, a predicted model, not a curated record